Molecule: messenger RNA, 1770 nt
Organism: Fusarium coffeatum
Lineage: Eukaryota; Fungi; Ascomycota; Sordariomycetes; Hypocreales; Nectriaceae
Exons: 1
Coding region: 1-1770 (589 amino acids)
Molecular function (GO): dipeptidyl-peptidase activity
Source: RefSeq, a predicted model, not a curated record
AUGCCUGCUGCCAAACUCCCCUUCGAAGUCCCAAUCGAGCCCAUCAACCCUCCAAAGGUUGGUAACGGCGGCUAUGUCAAAUUCAACCCACACUCAGAAACCCUUCCAGCUGGUUGGAAGUUCGAUCAUCCUUCAGCAAAGCCUCUAAACUGCGAUAUUCUUGUUGAACAUGAUGUUGCGUUCAAAAUGCGUGAUGGUGUUACGCUAUACGCUGAUAUCUACCGGCCACCGAACAGUGAUGAGUCUAUUCCUGCGAUCAUCUGCUGGUCGCCUUUCGGGAAGAAGUUCAAUGGUCUUAUGUCACUAGAUCUCAUGGUUCCUUGGAAUCUGGGUAUUCCUCCCAAGACGUUGUCUGGUCUUGAGAAGUUUGAGGCUCCUGAUCCUAAUGAUUGGGUUCCUCGUGGAUAUGCCAUUGUCAAUAUUGACUCUCGGGGCUCAGGAGAUAGUGAAGGAACCAUGGUCAUCAUGGGAACACAAGAAGCCGAAGAUGGCUUUGAUACAAUUGAGAGCAUUGCUAAGCUGCCUUGGUGUAACGGUUCGGUUGGUCUCGCUGGAAACUCGCACCUCGCCAUUGUACAAUGGUUCAUUGCCGCCCUUCGACCUCCCAGUCUCAAAGCCAUCGCUCCUUGGGAAGGUUGCGGCGAUCUGUACCGCGAACAAUUUGCCCGAGGCGGUAUCUACGCUGGCGAUCUCUUCGACAAGCUGAUCGUCAAGUACAUGCUCCAAGGUCACAACGGAAUUGAGAGUUUCCGUGAGAUGUUCAAGAAGCACCCUCUCGCCAACGACUGGUGGAACGACAAGCGUCCUGACAUGAAGAAGAUCAAUAUCCCCACUUACAUCACUGGAACUUGGACCAAUACCAUGCAUGGCAUGGGUGCGAUUCGAGGCUGGCUUGAGGUUGAUACACCUCACAAGUGGCUUCGAUGGCACCCUUGGCAGGAGUGGUAUGACAUCUGGGGUAAUGAGCAAGCCAACCCAGAAUUACUCGACUUCUUUGACUACUUCCUCAAGGGCAAGAAGAACGGCUGGGAUAGUACGCCGCAGGUUCGCAUGGCUGUCUUGAGAUUUGGAAAGAAGGAGCCUCAGUCAUACGAGAACAUUGUCGAAGAGGACUUUCCCAUUCCUAGAACGGACUACAAGAAGAUGUACUUCACCCGGGAAGGUCAACUCUCUCUUGACAAGCCGUCCCAGUCAUCCACUGUUACCUACAAGUCCGAGACCGACGAGCGAGUUAGCUUCACAUACAAGUUUGACAAGACAACAAGAUUAGUCGGCAUGCCCAAAGCCACAGUCUUAAUGUCCUGCCCCGAUCACAACGACAUGGACGUCUACGUCCUCCUCGAAAAGCUCGACGCCAACGGCGAAGUCAUGCUCAACCUCAACAUUCCGUGGAAAGGCAUUCCCAAGCAAUCCUUCGAAGAGAUGGACGCGAAGGAGAAGAUCGAAGUAGUAGUCUACCGGGGUCCAAUGGGUGUUCUGCGAGCAUCGCACCGUGAGAUUGAUGAGAGCAAAAGUAUGCAUCCACACUGGCCUUUCCACCCUCAUGAGAUUGAGGAGAAGAUCAACCCCGGCGAUGUCGUCAGACUGGAUAUUGGUAUUUGGGCUAUGGGUAUUGAGUAUGAGGCUGGUGAGUCGAUUCGGGCCGUUGUUUGUGGAAGGAAUCUGGGCGUGAGCAACUUUGGAAGCUUGGAGCAUAAUGACAAUAAGGGCACGCAUAACGUCUUUUGUGGAGGGGAGAACGCUAGUCAUGUUAUCCUGCCGUUUGUUUGA